This is a messenger RNA of Scutellospora calospora, 351 nucleotides long. Lineage: Eukaryota; Fungi; Glomeromycota; Glomeromycetes; Diversisporales; Gigasporaceae. The record is from the annotation of a GenBank genome assembly.
AUGCCCAAUUUAUUACCUAAUUCAUAUGUUUUAGAAAUAGAGAUAGAUUCCAGAAAUUAUAGUUACUUUCCUGAACAAACCACUUCCAUUACUGUUCUAUGCUACAUAAUAAAUUAUAAUAAAAAAACUUAUAACACUAAAAACCUUUCUAUUAUCGAAGCUUCAGGUAUUGUGAGAUCCCGAAGUCUAAAUUCUUCUCUGAAUGUUACCUUGGUUGGGUUUUAUCCCCAUGAUUUGGAUCAAGAGUUAAGCCUAUCUGAAUUUGAAAAUGAAGAUGUAGUACUUGCCACUGGAAAUUUUCGCAUUAUUGAAGACAUUAAUAAAAAUGGCAAAAAAUAUCCUGUCUUAAAA